AUGGAGCCCUUCUCCCUGCCAGAACCGGGGGUUCCUGCAGAAAACAGCUCACCUGUGCCGCAGAAAAAAUACCGAGUCCUGGUGGGUGUGACUGGAAGCGUGGCUGCCCUGAAGCUGCCUCUCCUCAUCGCCGAGUUGCUGAAAAUCCCUGGGCUUGAAGUGAAGGUGGUCACUACUGAGAGAGCAAAGCAUUUCUACAAUGCCCAGGAGAUUCCUGUCACCCUCUACGGCGAUGAAGAUGAAUGGCAGCUGUGGAAAGGUCGCUCAGACCCAGUGCUGCACAUCGAGCUCAGACGGUGGGCCGACCUGAUGUUGGUGGCACCCCUUGAUGCAAACACACUGGCAAAGCUCGCCAACGGCAUCUGUGACAACCUGCUGACUUGUGUCAUCCGUGCCUGGGAUCUGAGCAAACCUCUGCUCUUCUGCCCAGCUAUGAACACGGCCAUGUGGGAACAUCCCAUCACCGCUCAGCAGGUGGGGCAGCUGAAAGGCUUUGGCUACACAGAGAUCCCCUGUGUGGUGAAGAAACUAGUGUGUGGAGAUGAAGGUCGAGGUGCCAUGGCAGAAGUGUGGACCAUUGUGGAGAGCGUGAAAAGGAUCCUUGAAGAACAGGGCCUGCCAACGCAGAGCUGAUGGUUUGGCAUGUAAAUUGUUUUUGUGUGCCUCCCUGAUGAUUUGAAGAUAAAACCACAGGAAACUGGGUCGAGGUGGCACGCAUACCUACAGCGUGCUCUUCAACCGAAGGAGCGAAACGGUUGUCUUCCAGCUGGUGCCAAACUGAAACGCGGUACAUCGCUGCAGACUGUCAGAAACCAAAGCCAAGGACGUGUUUCUUUAGUGUGGGAAAACUCUGGGGUAUCUUGCAGAGGGAGUAACGUUCCCCUAGGCCACUCAGCCCCCAGGAUUUCACGCGGGCUCCUUUCCGAGGAGG
Leptosomus discolor (cuckoo roller) is the source of this 931-nucleotide messenger RNA. The record is from RefSeq and is a predicted model, not a curated record. Lineage: Eukaryota; Metazoa; Chordata; Aves; Leptosomiformes; Leptosomidae.